AUGCGAACAAUAACAAGUUUACAGACGAGUGGCGGAACGGCAGAGAUGUUGGCGGUUGUGUUGCAGCCGGAUGGUACGAGGCCCGGUAUGGAGGGGUGUGUGCCGAGGAUGGUCCGCUUUGUUACAAGACCAGAUACGGACGAGGGCACAUCCUUGAGUUCGGCGGUGUAUGCGGCGGCGGUUGCGCCGAAGGCCGUAUUUGAUGCCUUGAAGGGUAAGAACGAGCCGCAUGGCGUUUCGGGAGAGCUCGAAGAGAUUCCGUUAAAGGAGCGAAAGGCGUUCGAUUGGUUCAACGAGUUCAACCGUCUGAAGUUCUACCUGCCAAUGGAGUGGGCAGCGUCCAAGGCGGCGGCCAAGGCGGCGGCCAAGGCGGCGGCGGACGCAGGGGCGGCGGACGCAGGGGCGGCGGACGCAGGGGCGGCGGACGUGGGGACGGCGGACAUGGGGACGGCGGACAUGGGGACGGCGGACGUGGACGUGGAGGCCGGGGUGGACCAGACCGAGGUGCUGCCACAACCAGAGCCCAUUUCCCGAGCAGAAGUGCUUGUGUUUAACGAGUUGAUGAGGCGCCUGACCGAUAUGAAGCUUGAUGACACUCAGCCCGAGGCCUGCGGCAGCUUGCUUGACGAAAUAUUUGGUGCUCAACGAGCUGAGAUGAUGGAACGAGACAACAGCAAUGAUGCCGUAACCGUGGAGUAUUGCGGCCCGCUGGACAGCGAACAGGUCCGGAACCUCCUGAGUAACUCAUCCCGCGAAUGGAGGAACCUCUUCCAACAGGAUCCCUUCGCUAUUUCUAACGAUUGCGCUAUGCGUUGGAGAAUUGGUCUCCUCAGCGGCGCCCUUACCGUCCUCGCUGGGGUCUGGAUAACUGGGAAGUAUCGCGGCUGGGACAAGACUAAGGCUCCCAGAUUGGCGGACAACACCACUCUGGACCGCUCGCUAAACAAUCUCACACUGACCACGGCACACGAUCAAGCAUCGCUAGCCGACAACACGUCUAGCAUGCCUGAUAUUAUCAUUGGGGCAACCGAUCUCUCAUCUGUCGAACAAGCAUACCAAACGGUGACGGAUGCUCUUAGACCGUUAUUUGCCAAACGCUCUUCCGCCGUCUCUUCCCCUCUCCCAUACACAAUGCGUAUCGAACGAAUAGGUGGUGAACACUCGACGAAUGCCACGGUCAGUAACUACCCCUCUGUUGCCAUACAGCCUGCGGUCACGCAGUCUUGGGAUUUUAUUGUUGAUACGGAUGCGGCUAGCCUCACGCUCAACUCUACUAACCUCAGUGCAACCAUGCAGAGUGCAAUCUCGCAGAGCACAACCCCGAGACUUGAACGGUCGAUCUCAGAAGGAAAGAUGGCUGACAACGCGACCAGCUCUGCGACUGGAACUACAAGUGCCGCACCCCUGUAG
Messenger RNA from Gregarina niphandrodes, 1410 nucleotides. RefSeq lists its product as hypothetical. The transcript has a single exon. Lineage: Eukaryota; Apicomplexa; Conoidasida; Eugregarinorida; Gregarinidae. The coding region runs from base 1 to 1410 and encodes 469 amino acids. The record is from RefSeq and is a predicted model, not a curated record.